Messenger RNA from Haliotis rufescens (red abalone), 1108 nucleotides. RefSeq lists its product as uncharacterized. The coding region runs from base 110 to 919 and encodes 269 amino acids. Lineage: Eukaryota; Metazoa; Mollusca; Gastropoda; Lepetellida; Haliotidae. The record is from RefSeq and is a predicted model, not a curated record. The transcript is spliced from 4 exons.
GAUAAAGGUCAACACUUGGCAACAUUCACGGCCUUGUUCUUCACCAAUUCCCGUCUGUGUCGUCUACCGUCGGUUUUACAUUUUCUAACAGUAUUUCGUGUCCACAAUCAUGCUUGUUGUUCUCGUAACAGCCUGUAUCGCGUUGUCCUAUGCAGCUGCGGGACUCCCUGGACAUCUCAACAUGAUAUCCGGUCUCGCAGCGAGCAGACGCCAUCCGGGCAUUUUGUACGCCAUCCAAGACAACGCAGGGGAUGGGAACGUGUACAUGCUGGAUGCCACUGACGGCAGCGUCAAAGGAGUGUUGAUAGUCCAGCAUGGCGAAGAAGCUGACUGGGAAGACAUUGCUGUAGGUCCCUGUCCCGACGGCGACAGCUGCAUCUACAUUGCCGACUCGGGGAACACCAAACAUAAGUCCAGCAACGUGGUCUACAGAGUGAAAGAACCGGACUAUACCUUCACCCAGGACAUUCCGCUCACCGGCAAAUACCACUACACGUGGAAUCAUCCCAUGUCCGAAUCGCUUAUGGUUGAUGCUGCAGGAAACGUAUUCAUCCUUUCCGAGGCAACCGGAACCGGAAGUACUCUCGGACAACUUCCCUCGAGCGGAUGGACCAGCGGAAGUCAGGCUGCAGUGAAGACUGUUCUGACCUUGCCCAUCACCACCGCCAACAAAGGCCCUCUAGCGGCAGAUAUCUCCCCAGAUGGGAAACAACUCUUGAUAAAGACAUUAGAUCACGUCUAUGUAUGGUCUAUGCCCGAUAUGAAUGUGAAGAAAGCGCUGAGUCAUCCGGGAAAGGCUAUUCAUGGGUACCACCCAGAGCAUCGAGGUGAAGCUAUUGCAUGGUCGGCCGAUGGACAUGGCUUCUACACAGAAGGAGAAGGCUCCAACGAAAAGUUGCAUUUUCACAGUUUUCCAUAAGCCUUAAAAAUCAUUUCUCGGAUUUUAAGCAACGUCCGAUGACUAUUGUUUCACAUGAAUUGAUUCGAAGUCUAGACAUUUUCCACCAAGUCUGAUAAAUAUAUCCUCUCGUUCAAACGAGCCUCAUCUUUCAGAGGCAAGGGAGUUAACUGACUAAUAAAGUCCAGUUUCCACACUUGCCGAACUAGA